CCUCUCAUGGCAGUUUCCGUUAAUCCGUUAUCGUCGAGUUCAGUCGAAUUGACGUUGCGGCGUUUGUGUUCGUUUCUCGCCGCGAUUUAGCAAUUUGUUGCAAUGGAUAGAAAGUCGCGUGCAAAAAGAGUGUCUAUUUUAAAACCACCUAAAGUGGAUUUGACUGAAGAAGUGGAAGCUACAAAAGUUAAUCAUAAAGUCCGAUUCUCUAGCAACUUUGUUAAAGAGUUUGUUCCUGUAACAGAUGGAGAUCACCACACACUUUGGGAUGCAACAUAUGAAGAAGAAAUUGAAAAAUCAAGCACUUUAACAUCACAUUCACAGCUUUCUUCAUCUGGGAAUGUUUCAACAAGUACCUCUUGUAUUACUAAAAUAAAUAGUAAAAACGUUCUACAAGUACAGCAAGAUAAGAACAAUGUUUCAAAUUCAAACUUCAGUAUCGAUAUACAAAAUGAUGCCAAAAGAACAAAAGACUUUCAGUCUCCCAAAGACAGUGUACCAAGUUUUGUUAAAAAGGCUGCUGCAAGAAAUGCUAAGAAGCAGAAGGAACAAAAAACACAACCAUAUGAUCAAAACACCCCAAAUGCAACCAUAAGUAAAACAAAAUCACCUAUUAAGGUUGAUAGUUCUAAUGUGGCAGGUUUAAAGGCACCACAUCAUAGCCAAUUUAGACAAGAACUAUCAUUAGAUCCACUGUCUAAAACAAUUGAUUAUGAUAACUUCUGCAUGGCUGCUGAUAAUAUAACAUCAGUAGCUGAUUCUAAAACAGUGGAUAAUAAAACAACUAAGAGAAACCUGGUGUUUAAUUCAACUCAAAAUGAUAUAAGUAUGAUUGACACCAAUCAUGGUAUAAUAUCUCCAAUAUAUGCACAUUUGUCUAAGUCAAGACCCACAACUAAUCAUGAUCUUAAAAAUUCAAGCCCAGAUAUAUCGUUUUCUGAAGCAAUGGAUGAAAAUAAGUUGGUUAGUAAUCAAGGAACAAAUGAAUCUAAGUCCAAAAACAGGUACACCAUUCACUUUACUGCUACAGCAGAGGAUGCUAAAAUGGAUUUAACUAUGAUUAGCGAAACUAAUUCCAAAACCCAAUUGUUUGGUGAUUCUAUGGAGGAAACUAGACUUUGUGGGGAAAGGACAGAAACACAUUUUGUUGAUAAUCAUGGCACACAAAUAUGUACUGUUCCUUCAGAGGAAUUAAAUGUGUUUAAAAAUGAUUUAGUUUAUUCUCCACAAAUGGAUAACGCUAAAUCACAAAACAGACGCACAAUUUAUUUCAAUGCAUUUUCAAAAGAUGCGGAAAUGAAUUUGACCACUACUGAUGAGAAUGACUGCAAAACAACAGUGUUUAAUAUCCCGAUGGAUGAAACUGGAUUAUGUGCGGCGGAAACAGGUAUAGAGGUACACCCUGAGAUUUUUCAACCAGCCAAUAUGAACUUGAGUAAAGUUGCUGAGCCUCAUUCCAAAACAUGCAUGUCUAAUAAUCCAAUGCAAGAAACCACGGUUGAAACACUGAUCAAUGUGGGCUCAAAAUCAAAAGUUAAGAACUCCAUUCUUUUCAAUUCCACUUCACAAGAUGCUGAAAUGGAUUUCACUAACAUUAACAUUAAUCACGCAACGAAAUCAUUCAAUCCUGGGUUGGAGAAAACUGGCCUACUGCUGACCCAAGCGGAAACUGAUCUUCAUCAUUUUAUAACAAAUAAAUCUCAAGUGCUAGAGAUUAAUGAUACUCUAGGGAAUCUUCAUAUCGAUUUAACUAAAUCUGCCGAAAACAAUGACGAAACUAAAAGGAUUGAUGACAUAUUGGAUAAAUUAGGAAUUGAAUUGAGUGCAAAUUUGAAAACCGAUAAAAAUUGGACAAAAAACAAUCACACUAUAUAUUUCAAUACUACAUCCGCGGAUGCUGAGAUGGAAGAAACAAAAUUUGGUGCAAAUGAUAAUAAAACACAGUUGUUCAAUUUUUCGAUGGAUGAAACUGGGCUUUAUAUGGCAGGGAAGGAAAAUGAUUUGGUUCAUACAGAAAACGACAAUCUUAAAGCACAGAACGUAGAUGACAAUAAUAUUAAAACUCAAUUAUUAAACGUUCCAAUGGAUGAAACUAAGUCUCAAACACGAACGUUUGAUGUACAAAUUGAUAAAAUUAGACAUAAAAUUGAAACAGACUUGUUUGAAAAUCCAGAAACCGAUAUAGGAGUAGCCAAAAAUUGGCGCACCAUCCACUUUAAUGCUACUUCUCCGAAUGCUGAAAUGGAUGAAACUAAGCUUGCUGAGAAGAAUUCCCAAAUACAAUCGAUAAAUAUCCCUAUGGAAGCAAUUAGGCAUGAAACCGAAUCAGACUUGCGUAAUAAUGCAGGCACAGAAAAAGAAAACGAACAAAAAAGGCACACUAUCUACUUUAAUACUGCUUCACAGGAUGCUGAAAUGGAUGUUACUAAGCUAUCUGAUAAUAAUUCGAGAAUACAAAUGAUGAAUAUUCCCUUGAAAAAAAUUGGACUUGGGACCGAAACAGAUUUGUAUGACAACGCAGAAACAGAUAAAUGUAAAGCACAGAAUAGGUACACCAUCCACUUUAAUGCUUCUUCACCGGAUGCUAAAAUGGAUGAAACUAAGCUUACUGAGAAUAAUUCCAGAAUACAAAUGCUGAAUAUUCCCAAGAAAAAAAUUGGGCUUGGAACCGAAUCAGAGUUAUAUGAUAAUGCAGAAACCGACAAAUGUAAAGCACCAAAUAGGUACACUAUCCACUUUAAUGCUACUUGUCCGGAUGCUGAAAUGGAUGAAACUAAGCUUGCUGAGAGUAAUUUCAAUAUACCAUCAAUAAAUAUCCCUAUGGAAGAAAUAGGGCAUGAAACCGAAACAGACGUGUGUAAUAAUGCAGACACAGAUAAAACAAGCGCACAAAAAAGGCACACCAUCUACUUUAAUGCUGCUUCACAGGAUGCCGAAAUGGAAGUUACUAAGCUUGCUGAGAAUAGUUUCAGAGUACCAAUAAGGAAUAUUCCCGUGAGAGAAAUUGGGCUUGGGACCGAAACAGAUUUAUAUGAUAAUGCAGAAACCGAUAAAUGUAAAGCACAAAAUAGGUACACUAUCCACUUUAAUGCUACUUCUCCGCAUGCUGAAAUGGAUGAAACUAAGCUUGUUGGGAAUACUUCCAAAAUACAAUUGAUAAAUACCCCUAUGGAAGAAGUUAGGCAUGAAACCGAAACAGACUUGUGUAAUAAUGCAGGCACAGAGAAAGAAAGCACACAAAAAAGGCGCACCAUCUACUUUAAUGCUGCUUCACAGGAUGCCGAAAUGGAAGUUACUAAGCUUGCUGAGAAUAAUUCCAAAAUACAAAUGCUGAGUGUUCCCAUGAAAGAAAUUGGGCUUGGAACCGACACAGAUUUGUCCGAUAAAUGUAAAGCACAGAAUAGGUACACCAUCCACUUCAAUGCUACUUCACCGGAUGCUAAAAUGGAUGAAACUAAGCUUGCUGAGAAUAAUUCCAAUAUACAAUUGACCCAUAUCCCUAUGGAAGAAAUUAGGAAUGAGACCGGGACGGACUUAUGUGGUAAUGUAGAAACAGGAAAAGGAAAAGCAUCAAAUAGGUACACCAUCCACUUUAAUGCUACUUCUCCAGAUGCUGAAAUGGAUGAAACUAAGGUUGCUGAGAAUAAUUUCAAAUUACCAUCAAUAAAUAUCCCUAUGGAAGAAAUUAGGCAUGAUACCGAAAUAGGCUUGUGUAAUAAUGCAGGCACUGAAAAAGAAAGUGCACAAAAAAGGCACACUAUCUACUUUAAUGUUGCUUCACAGGAUGCUAAGAUGGACGAAACUAAGCUUGCUGAGAAUAAUUCCCGAUUACAAUUGGUCAAUAAUCCGAUAGAAGAAUUUAGGCUGGAAACCGGGGCAGAUUUGUGUGGUAAUGGAGAAAUAGAAAAAGGUGAAGCACGAAAAAGGUACACCAUCCACUUUAAUGCUAUUUCGCCGAAUGCUGAUAUGGAUGAAACACAAGUUGUUGAGAAUAAUUCUAUAAUACAAUUGUCUGAUGUUUCCAUGGUGGAGACCAUGCUUAAUGAGGCAGAAAAUGAAAUGGAUGUCAUUCCUGGGCACACAUCAGAUAAUUCUAAAAUCGAGAUUAAUCACAUCUCUAAAUAUUUCCAAGAUGAAAUGUCCACAAUUCUUUUCACCACACCUUUAAUAGGUGCUAAGGAGGAUACCACAAUGAUUGUAGAAAAUUCACUUCAAUCAGAGAAGAAAUCAAUUAGUCAUAUUGUCAAUGCGCCUAAUUCUAAAAGCCCUGCAAAUAUGAAUGAUUUGAAUGUGUCGAGGGGAGAAACCCAAGUUCAUGUUGCUGACACAGAAAUACACCAAAUCACCGAUCAUUUAAAGGCAGAUGUAACUAUGCGAAAAACCGAAACAGGCAACUGCAAAAAACAAUUAUUUAAUAUUCAUUUGAAUGAAAUAUCAUCUUCUUCAAACACCAAUAAUUUCAAAUCUCCUGACGUUGGGAGUGUAAAAUAUGCCAUGGAGAACGAUAAACCCUCACAAAGUGGUCAUAUGUACGUGGAGGAUUGCACCAACGAUUUUGCAAUGUCGGGAAGUAGCAAUUACAAUAAGCCAUAUGAAGGAGAAAAACAAGCCAGUAUUACUGAAAUAAAUGAAAAUCAUGCUGAUAAGCAGGUUGAGAUUGACUUAACUUUGUAUAAAACUAUUGAAGAACCGAAAGACGCAUCUUUUAUUGUGAUAGGUGACGAUAGCAUUAGUUUGAUUAGUGAAAUGCCACCUAUAUUUACGCCCGACAAGAGCAAUUUGGAUCUUAAAAGGUGUUUUGACCUUUCGCCUGCAAGUGUUGAAAAGCAAUCAAAGAGAGUAGACAUCAAAAAUCAAGAUUUUCAUAUUAAAUCAACGAUUGCACAAUACACAACUACCAAGCGAUACAGUUCAGACUCGCCUUACUGCAAAUCAAAGAUUCCAGCAAAGAAAAUGGAUCUCAAAGAAACGCCGAUUAAGAUAAGCAACAUACUACAGUCAUACCCGGAAUUAAAUGUGAAUAUAGAAGACGAUGCGGAAGAAAUUGAUAUCGAUGAGUUGAGAAUUCAAAAUGUCGAUUUUGAACUUGAAGUUGAUGGUAUUGCCAAUCGUGAAUUGUUAGAGGCACGGAGACAGUCAACAAAAGCACAACUAGAUGCAUUAGAAUCAUUGGAAGCAGAAUGUCGACGAUACCUUAAAUGUACUACUCUGCGGGGACAACAAUUGCGCGACGAACUUGAAAAUUUGAAACUUGUCGACAUUCAAAAGAUACAUGAAAAUAGAAUGUCCUUGGUAGACAAAGUUCAACAAAAAGCAAAAAGUCACAAUGAGUACCAAAUCAAUCAAAUUUCUGAAGAGUCUGUACAGUUGCUCGUUUUCGGAGGUGAAUUUGAAUUAACAAUUCAGAUUCAAAAAGAUACAGGUCUUGUGUUAUCGUUUGACGUAAACGAACCCUGCCCCAAGCCAGAUUCUCAUGCACUACUAAAAUGGAUGCACCAUUUUUUCCAUCAUAAAAUGGACCCUCGAAGUAUCCAAUCAUACAUAGGAAGUAACUUUAGUAUACUCUCACUGUUGGACUAUUUGGAGUUACAACUGGGCGAAUUCAGCGAAAUAUUCGUAUCUGUUUUUAACUCAAUGAUACUGUACAAUACUCGAUUAGAUGAUAAAUAUCAAUUGUCAUACCGAUAUUUUACUUCAAGAAUGGAUGUUGAAAUUACUCUCGACUUGAGCCAGUUUAAUAUGGAGAAGGUUCUGGUUGCACCGAUUAUUCGUGAGGGCCCAGCGCGAAUGAAGAAAAUGCUUGAGAUAAUUAAUACUGCUACAAGGGAUAACCGGUUUCCGCUUAAUUGCAUUAGAUCGCUACACGAGUUUUUCGAGAGUUUUACUAGUUCUUAAUGCAUAUAUUAUAAAUAAUUAUAAGGUGUUUUGCUACAAAAGGGAUUCAUUCCCAUUUUAAUUAUCAUGUACAUAAUUUACACGUUUAUACAUUCAAAGAUAAAAUAUGAAAGAAUGCUGUGCUAUUGUUUACCUGAGCAAA
This is a messenger RNA of Dalotia coriaria, 6037 nucleotides long. RefSeq lists its product as uncharacterized. The coding region runs from base 103 to 5895 and encodes 1930 amino acids. The transcript has 6 exons. NCBI's taxonomy places the organism in Eukaryota, Metazoa, Arthropoda, Insecta, Coleoptera, Staphylinidae. The record is from RefSeq and is a predicted model, not a curated record.